Messenger RNA from Ceratitis capitata (Mediterranean fruit fly), 1934 nucleotides. RefSeq lists its product as uncharacterized. The record is from RefSeq and is a predicted model, not a curated record. The transcript has 2 exons. Lineage: Eukaryota; Metazoa; Arthropoda; Insecta; Diptera; Tephritidae. Bases 170 to 1726 code for a protein of 518 amino acids.
UAAGUGGCAACAUUGGCGGAAACACAGGACACAAAAGACGAAAACUGAAACGUAGGAUAAUAGGAUUAAAGAAUUUAGAAAAGGCGGGUCAACGUUUGGAAUUAUAGAAAUCCACCAAAAAAGUUCCCAAAAUUAAGAGGAAUACUUCUGUACUUCUGCACUUCCGAAUAUGCCAGUAUUUGAAUGGAUUGUGAUUGGUGUGUUUAUUGCUAUCAUAUGCUUAUUGUAUUAUGUUUGUUAUUGUCGAGGAUCUGGCGAUAAUUUGGUUCACCCAGAUUCAAAUGGAGUUCCCCAAUCGGAAGAAUCGGGAGGAAGGGCGUUACCAGGAAUAGCUGAAAAUGAUAAGCCACAUGUACGGGGACCAAUUAUUUCCGCGGGUUUGAUAAAUGCCGCACUCGUACGUGGUGGGGCAGUGGUAAGAAAUGCGGAGGAUGUGGUGAGAAUAGAGAAUACCGAUCAGCAGAGAGUGUGGUUCCAAGUGAGCCAGCACCGAGAACCGGAUGUCAAUAGAGGGAUCGAAGAGGUUGCAGAUGUACAGGGAGCAGAGAAUAUUAAUACACAACUAGCUGAGACUUCAAACGAAUCUCGAGCAGAGGUCGUAAAAAAUGUGAAUGGACAAAAAGCAGAGACAUCAAUUAAUUGCUGGGUACGAAACGCAGAGAACACAGAUAGAUUUUAUGAAGGAAAAGUUAAUGAGCAAAUAUCAGUCAUCACAGAUUUGACACGAAAACAAAGUGUGGAUGAAUCGCUACCAAAUCGAGCAGAGAGCACAGAUAGUGCUAGAACCGGGAAUACAGAUGUCUCUCUUGAAGGAAAUCUUGUUGAGCAAAUAUCAGGGAGCACCGACGAGCCACGAAAACAAACCUUGGACGAACCCUUGUCUAAGAGCGAAGGUGAAUCCCCAGCAGAGAGUACAGAUGGCGCUAGAACAAGAAGUACAGAUGGCUCUCAUGAGGAAAAUCUUAUUGGGCAAAUAUCAGUUAGCAGCGAUGAGCCACGGAAACAAAGCGUGGAUGAACCCCUGUCAAAGAGCGAAGGUGAAUCCCGAGUAGAGAGCACAGAUAGUGCUAGAACCGGGAAUGCAGAUGGCUCUCAUGAAAGACAAUUUUUUGAGCAAAUAUCAUGGAGCAGCUAUGAGACACGAAAACAAACCUUGGACGAACCCUUGUCAAAGAGCGAAAGUGAAUCCCCAGCAGAGAGUACAGAUGGCGCUAGAACAAGGAGUGUAGAUGGCUCUCAUGAGGAAAAUCUUAUUGAGCAAAUAUCAGUUAGCAGCGAUGAGCCACGUAAACAAAGCGUGGAUGAACCCCUGUCAAAGAGCGAAGGUGAACCCCGAGUAGAGAGCACAGAUAGUGCUAGAACCGGGAAUACAGAUGGCUCUCAUGAAAGACAAUUUUUUGAGCAAAUAUCAUGGAGCAGCUAUGAGACACGAAAACAAACCUUGGACAAACCCUUGUCAAAGAGCGAAGGUGAAUCCCCUCCAGAGAAUACAGAUAGCGCUAGAACAAGGAGUGAAGAUGGCUCUCAUGAGGAAAAUCUUUUUGGGCAAAUAUCAGCGAGCACCGAUGAGGGCGGAAAACAAAAAAUGGAUGAAUCCGUACCUGAGAACUCAGAUGGCUCAAUUGCAGGAAAUCCUGUUGAAGCGAAACCAGGAACCGUUGAACCCAAGGGAAUGCUUCGGCCGCCGAUGGAACGCCAGCAACACAUAUCUACAGAGAGCGAAUGACGAGCCGAACAAAAUUACUCAGCCGCUAUGCGGAGAUCACUUGCGAACGUUUUAUUUUGUAAUAGAGAAAAUGGGAGCCGUCGAAAAGCCAAAUGUCCGAUUCUAAGAAAGAGUAUAAAUAUUAAUGUUUAAUAUGUGUAUGUGUGUACGUAUAUGUGUAUUUUUUUAACACUUUGAAAAAAAUUAAAUCUUAAGAAUUCUCAUACAA